GCAAGUUAAGUCGAAGCCGAAGUUCAAAGCCCAAGCCGAGUUUCCAACAAUCUAAAAGUCUCUAGCGAUUCGAUUCGCCAAACACCCUUACAUGCUUAGCCCACUUCCCGUUAUCCCCGACCUAGACCCAAGCAGUACAGUACAUAGGUACCUAGGUACAGUAUCUCUCUUCUUAUUCCUCACCGUACCUAUCAUCUUAUCACAAUCCAUUCCAUUCCAUUUCAUUCCAUUCAUGACCGCUCUGUCUGUCCUCUCUUCUUGCCCUCCCUUACAGUACCUAGAAAUUCGAAAACCAGCUUAUCUAGUCCUGCUAGCCAGCAGCGUUCUCUUCUAUCCCACCAGGCCUCUCCUCCGCAGGUACAUGUACAUACUUACAGUCUAAGUACCUACUUAUAAAUACCUACCUUACCUUACCUUACCUUACUAUACGUACUAAACCCCCCAUCCCCAUCCCCAUCCCAUCCCAUCCCAUCCCAUCC
Molecule: messenger RNA, 479 nt
Organism: Amorphotheca resinae ATCC 22711
Lineage: Eukaryota; Fungi; Ascomycota; Leotiomycetes; Helotiales; Amorphothecaceae
Exons: 1
Coding region: 92-382 (96 amino acids)
Source: RefSeq, a predicted model, not a curated record